Molecule: messenger RNA, 634 nt
Organism: Perkinsus marinus ATCC 50983
Lineage: Eukaryota; Perkinsozoa; Perkinsida; Perkinsidae
Product: Gamma-glutamyl hydrolase precursor, putative
Exons: 7
Biological process (GO): tetrahydrofolylpolyglutamate metabolic process
Cellular component (GO): vacuole
Molecular function (GO): gamma-glutamyl-peptidase activity
Source: RefSeq, a predicted model, not a curated record
ACGUCCUCUCGUUGGUGUUCUGACUUUACCUUGUGGGGAUCGUUGCAUCUCUGGUGGCGGUGGUUACAUCGCUGCGAGCUACGUCAAGUGGCUGGAGGCCGCAGGAGCUCAGGUUGUGCCUAUCCCUCAUUACGAGACGCGCGAGCAUAUCAUGAGGUUGCUCAAGAUGGUUUCCGGUGUGUUAUUUACUGGCGGAGGAGAUCAAGGAGCGGAGUGGAACAAUCCGACAAAAUGGAUCGUUGAGGCCAGAGCAACAGAUGAGCUCAAAGGAUUGCCCAUCUGGGGGAGUUGCCUUGGAUUCGAACGUCUGAUGCAAAUAGCCGCUGGCAACGACUCGAUUUUGGAGCACACACCUGGUGCUGAUGAUGUAUCAUUGCGACUGAAUUGGAGAAGCGGUGUGGAGUCGGCGUUAGUGAAGGAUAGAGGUGCUGCCCAGGCCGUACAGGCUACUUCCGCUGGGGACAUGACGUACAAUCAUCACGAUUGGGGUGUUUGGGUCGAUCAACUCUCAAGUUUCCCCGAAGCCGAGAAGAACUUCAAAGUCUUGGCUACGUCCACGAGUACUGAGGUUGACAGGGAGUUCAUCGCUGUUGUGGAGGGUCGAAACGAAUUCGAUGGGGUAUGGGCUGUUCAG